GUCCCACGUGGAGGAUAUGCCCCCCCGUCUCACCCUCGGGCCAGACACCGAAAGUUCUCGAUAACUUUUUUUACACAGAGACGCGGCUCAGCAACAUCGGUGUUCAGUAGUAGUCAUCAGUAACAAACACAGUCCUGGCAUUCAUCGAGGGCAAGCAUCGUUUCACUUGGGAUCUCAUCGCGUACUUCGACUCCCUCCAAGGCGAGCGACUACAACGGUCACCGCAACCGCCCUUUCUCUCCCGGUCCCUCAUCCUUCCACCGCCACUGCUUUCAAACUUUUGUUGAAGCCCCUUUCUCAACAUCCAAAAGACAUCAUCCCCGAGUUCACAUUUUACUGCGCUAGCGUGUGAUUUGUGCCAUUCAGCAUGGUCAAGGAGACAGAAUACUACGACGCCCUCGGUGUCAGCCCAGAUGCCGGCGACGAUGAGAUCAAGAAGGCUUACAGAAAAGCUGCUCUGAGAGCGCAUCCCGAUAAGGGUGGUGACCCUGAGCUCUUCAAGGAGCUGACUCAUGCGUACGAAGUCUUGUCCGAUGGUAACAAGAGGUCAUUAUACGACCAAAUGGGAAAAGCCGGAUUGGAAGGAGGCGGAGGUAUGGGCGGCGGAAUGGAUCCCCAAGAUCUGUUCUCACAGCUGUUCGGUGGUGGUGGUGGAUUCUUCGGCGGCGGUGGAGGCCGACCCAGCGGUCCACGGAAAGGCAAAGACUUGGUCCACCGUAUUUCCGUCUCCCUCGAAGACCUGUACAAAGGCAAGGUUCAAAAACUCGCUCUCUCCAAAUCAGUCAUUUGCAAGACGUGUGAAGGUCGUGGAGGCAAAAAGGGAGCUGUUCAAACGUGUGGAGCCUGUCGAGGUCAAGGUGUUCGAGUGACAUUACGACAACUUGGACCGAUGAUGCAACAAAUCCAACAACCAUGUAAUGAAUGUGAAGGAACUGGAGAGGUCAUGAACCCGAAGGAUCGGUGCAAGACGUGCACGGGCAAGAAGACCAUUUCAGAACGUAAAGUUCUCGAAGUCCACAUCGACAAGGGUAUGCGAUCAGGUCAACAGAUCAAAUUCGCCGGCGAAUCGGAUCAACAACCUGGUAUCAUACCUGGCGAUGUGGUCAUUGUCUUGGAGGAGAAGGAACACCCCAGGUUCAAGAGAAAGGGGGAUGAUCUGUUGUGUGAGGCGGAAGUGGAUCUCUUGACUGCUUUGGGAGGUGGAGAAUUCGCCAUUGAACACUUGGACGAGAGGGUUUUACAUGUGGUCAUCGUGCCGGGAGAGGUCAUCAAGCCGGGCGCCGUCAAGGUCAUCUCUCGUCAAGGCAUGCCAUCCUACAGACAUCACGAACCUGGUGACUUGUACGUUCACAUCAACGUCAAGUUCCCAGACCACAUGGACCCAUCCGCUAUCCCUAUGCUCGAACAAGCGUUGCCAGCUCGUAAACCCAUGGCCAAGUUUGACAAGAAAUUGCAUAUCGAAGAGACGACAUUGGAGGAACCGAACGACAGGCAGAGAAAGUCCACGUUUGGAGGUGUGACUGGGGACGAGAUGGAUGAAGAUGAAGAAGAUGGUCGACCAGCAGGAGUACAGUGCGCACAACAGUAAACAUUUCGUCGAGUAUCUCCAGCACGAGUCACGAUUGCCCCCCCCGUCUCUUUUCCUCCCACUCAACCGCCCAUUUACUCAAAGAUCGACAGGUCGAAUGGCCGGUCGCAUCGUCACCAGUCUCCUUCUCCUUCUCAGACCCGGUCUCUUUCCCCUUGCCCGCUCUUCUGCGGCUGCACUUCUGCCGGGGGAGACUACCCAUCAUAGACGGUACAGUCAGAGCUUUGUUUCAUCCUUUCAUGUAUACAGGCAUUUUCAUUCGCAGCGAGGGUACAUGCUGGCUGGUCCAGAAUAGUGUAAGGUCAUGACAGUGCA
Molecule: messenger RNA, 1903 nt
Organism: Kockovaella imperatae
Lineage: Eukaryota; Fungi; Basidiomycota; Tremellomycetes; Tremellales; Cuniculitremaceae
Exons: 7
Coding region: 368-1588 (406 amino acids)
Biological process (GO): protein refolding; response to heat
Cellular component (GO): cytosol; cytoplasm; nucleus
Molecular function (GO): Hsp70 protein binding; ATP binding
Source: RefSeq, a predicted model, not a curated record